Molecule: messenger RNA, 1338 nt
Organism: Effrenium voratum
Lineage: Eukaryota; Dinophyceae; Suessiales; Symbiodiniaceae
Source: the annotation of a GenBank genome assembly
AUGCGUGAGCUUGUGCACGUGCAGGGUGGACAGUGCGGCAACCAGAUUGGUGCGAAGUUCUGGGAGGUCAUCGCAGACGAGCACGGCAUCGACCCCACAGGUACCUACCACGGGGAUUCUGACUUGCAGCUGGAGCGGAUCAACGUCUACUUCAACGAGGCAACUGGUGGCCGCUAUGUGCCCCGUGCCGUGCUGAUGGACCUGGAGCCGGGGACCAUGGACAGCGUGCGCGCGGGGCCCUUCGGCCAGCUCUUCCGCCCGGACAACUUUGUCUUCGGACAGACCGGUGCCGGCAACAACUGGGCCAAGGGCCACUACACGGAAGGGGCCGAGCUCAUCGACUCGGUGCUUGACGUUGUGCGAAAGGAGGCCGAGGGCUGCGACUGCCUGCAGGGAUUCCAGCUGUGCCAUUCCCUUGGUGGAGGCACGGGCGCGGGCAUGGGCACCUUGCUGAUCUCCAAGGUGCGCGAGGAGUAUCCAGACAGAAUCAUGGAGACGUUCUCUGUGAUUCCCUCGCCCAAAGUGUCCGACACCGUUGUGGAGCCCUACAAUGCUGUGCUCAGCUUCCAUCAGCUCGUGGAGAAUUCUGACGAGUCCUUCCUGCUGGACAACGAGGCCUUGUACGACAUUUGCUUCCGCACGCUGAAGCUGACAACACCAACUUACGGCGACCUCAACCACUUGGUCUCAGCAGCCAUGUCCGGGGUGACUUGUUGCUUGCGCUUCCCCGGACAGCUGAACUGCGACCUGCGCAAGAUUGCCGUGAACUUGGUGCCGUUCCCGCGGCUGCACUUCUUCAUGACCGGCUUCGCACCGCUGACCUCCCGCGGGUCGCAGCAGUACCGUGCUCUGACGGUGCCUGAGCUGACUCAGCAGAUGUUUGAUGCCAAGAACAUGAUGUGCGCGGCAGAUCCCCGUCACGGGCGCUACUUGACGGCCGCAGCGCUGUUCCGGGGCCGCAUGUCAACAAAGGAAGUAGAUGAGCAGAUGCUCAACGUGCAGAACAAGAACUCGUCCUACUUUGUGGAGUGGAUCCCGAACAACAUCAAGGCAUCGGUCUGCGACAUCCCGCCGAAGGGCUUGAAGAUGGCGGUCUCCUUUGCCGGGAAUUCCACCGCCAUCCAGGAGAUGUUCAAGAGGGUUGCGGAGUACUUCACUGCCAUGUUCCGCCGCAAGGCAUUCCUGCACUGGUACACCGGCGAGGGCAUGGAUGAGAUGGAAUUCACGGAGGCCGAGUCCAACAUGAACGACCUGGUCUCUGAGUACCAGCAGUACCAGGAUGCCACGGCGGAGGAGGAAGGUGAGUUCGAUGAAGAGGAGGGUGAGUACGAUGGCUAG